Lindgomyces ingoldianus is the source of this 1749-nucleotide messenger RNA. Its product is annotated as flavin-binding monooxygenase-like protein. The transcript is spliced from 6 exons. The record is from RefSeq and is a predicted model, not a curated record. Gene Ontology annotation, molecular function: flavin adenine dinucleotide binding; N,N-dimethylaniline monooxygenase activity; NADP binding. NCBI's taxonomy places the organism in Eukaryota, Fungi, Ascomycota, Dothideomycetes, Pleosporales, Lindgomycetaceae. Bases 1 to 1749 code for a protein of 582 amino acids.
AUGGGAGGCUCGCAGCCGUGGCCACAGGUCCCAGUUGGCAAUAAAGAUCAUACAACAGCAGCGGUUGUGAUUAUCGGAGCGGGGAUAUCAGGAAUGUGCAUGGCCAUUGACCUCAUUGUACGAAACCAAUGCCACAACUUCAUCGUCAUUGAAAAGAGCUCCGGUGUUGGUGGAACAUGGAAUGACAAUAAAUACCCAGGGUGCUGCUGUGAUGUCUGGAGCAUGCUUUACAGCUACUCCUUUGAGCAGAAUCCAGACUGGAGUCGAGAAUACCCGGGUCAGGAGGAGAUUCUCGACUACCUCCGCAACGUCGCCCAUAAGUACAAGCUCUACAAAUACAUCCGUUUCAAUACGUCCGUUGAAGCCGCAACUUGGGAUGACAACACCUCGAAAUGGAAAGUCGACGUCAAAGUCACCGGCGGGAAGGACGCCGAGUUCAGUCCUAGAUAUACAAUUGAGUCAGACUUCUUGGUAUCAGCGGUUGGACAGCUAAACCAGCCACGAUAUCCCGAUAUUGAGGGACUGGAUAGUUUCAAGGGGAAGAUGAUGCAUAGUGCUAGGUGGGAUUGGAGUUACGAUUUGAAAGGGAAGAAGAUCGGGGUUAUCGGGAAUGGUGCAACUGCAGCCCAAAUCAUCCCCGAAAUCCUCCCCACAUCUGAAUCCCUCAUAGUCUACCAACGCAGCCCCAAUUGGGUAAUUCCUCGCAUGGAUGGACCUAUCUCCGCUGUCCGCCGCCUCAUAUAUCGCUACCUCCCUCCCAUCCGCUGGCGUACCCGCGCCAUGCAGAUGGACUACCGCGAAUCCUUCCACCCUGCCGUCUUCGACACCGACUCUGAGUUCGCAAACCAGAUCCGAGAGUGGUGCGAAAUGAGCAUGAAAGCGCAAAUCCCGAACCGACCAGAUCUCUGGGAGAAAUUGUUCCCGGAUUAUAGUCCUGGGUGCAAGAGAGUGAUUAUCACAGAUGACUAUUAUCCAGCCAUUGCGGAUCCCAAAACCACGCUCGAAACACGCAAAAUCGUGCGCAUCACUACGACCGGUGUUGAGGUGUCUGGUGGGCAAGGCGGAUCCAUGCACCACAAGCACGACGUGCUGGUCCUGGCGACAGGUUUCCGGACCGUAGAAUUCCUCUUCCCGAUCAAAAUCACCGGCUCUCGUGGUUGCGCUCUCUCUGACGUCUGGAGCAACGGUGCCUCAGCGUUAUAUGGCAUAACUGUCCCGUCUCUUCCCAACUUCGGCAUGUUUUAUGGCCCGAAUACGAAUUUGGGACAUAAUUCCAUUAUUCUCAUGAUUGAGGCACAGUCCCGGUAUCUUAACACACUCGUCUCCGCAGUCCUAGAUGCACGAAACCGUGGCCAAAAUGUCGGGAUUCAACCCAAGGCGUCUAAGACUGUGGCAUUCAAUGACAAGAUUCAGGAGAUUCUUUCUAAAAGCAGUUUCGCGGACCCUAAAUGCGGGAGUUGGUAUAAGAAUAAAGAAGGGAAGAUUACAAAUAAUUGGUCGGGCACUGUGAUUGAGUAUCAAGAUUUGCUGGCGAAGGUCGAUUGGGAGGAUUAUGAGGUUGUGGGUGGGAAGUGUGCUAGUGCGGUUGUAUUUGGGGGUGGGAAGAAGAGGACUAAGAUUGGAAGGGUGCAUGAGGAGACGAAGGUAAGUAAUACUGGGUUGCUUUUGGGGGUUGUGAGUGUGGUUGCGCUGGCGGGAGCGUGGGCUUUUAAGGGACAGUUUCCGAAGAGGUUGGGGAUAGGAUCGUGA